AUGCUGGCCGUGAUGAUCGCCCAGGGAUACCUGGAGCCCGGGCAGCCCACAUGGAAGAGCAGCAUCCUCCCGCUGCUGCUGUACGGGCUCCAGGGGCCGGGCCACGGCGACGGCCGUAAGAGCGACGACGACGAAGGCGGCAGUGCCGGUGGUGAUUCGCGCCGUCCCGAGCUGCUCGAUCUCAAGGGCGUCGAGGGGAUCAGCAAGAUGGUGCCGGCUAGGUUCGACAGAGACGAGAGGGCGUUUGUCACGGCGGCCGAGUGGCCCGACGUCGGCACGGAGCUGGCGGACCGCGACGGUCGGGUCAGGGUGAAGAGGCUGAGCUAG
Messenger RNA from Gaeumannomyces tritici R3-111a-1, 327 nucleotides. RefSeq lists its product as hypothetical. The coding region runs from base 1 to 327 and encodes 108 amino acids. The transcript has a single exon. Lineage: Eukaryota; Fungi; Ascomycota; Sordariomycetes; Magnaporthales; Magnaporthaceae. The record is from RefSeq and is a predicted model, not a curated record.